Messenger RNA from Lactuca sativa (garden lettuce), 2334 nucleotides. The record is from RefSeq and is a predicted model, not a curated record. NCBI's taxonomy places the organism in Eukaryota, Viridiplantae, Streptophyta, Magnoliopsida, Asterales, Asteraceae.
AUGAAAACCACUGAUUCUUUUUUCAAAAGAAAGAAUGAUGAUGAAGAAACUCAUAAUGAUAAUCAACAGAGUAAACGUUACAAAGCUUCAACAAGUGAGCCGCAACCGCAAGAACAUGAAAAUCAACAAGAGAAUGAUAUUGAUGAAGCUACACAAUCAAAUCCUAAUGAAGUGGAUCUUAAGCAUCUAGAAAGAGAUCCCGCUAAACGAAAACAAAUGUGGGAAUAUCCAGUUAAUUUAAGGGAACAAGUAAGACGAGCUUAUAUGACUUUAGGACCUUUCCAAAUACGUCUUCAAGAAUAUCAUGCUAAAGGUUCAAAGAAACAUCCUCGUAGAUUCCAAUAUUCUUGGUUCAACAUUUUCCCUAAUUGGUUAGAGUAUUCUCCAACAACACAUGCUUCUUAUUGUUUUAUUUGUUAUAUAUUUAAUGAUAAACCAAGUGUGUGCCAUGGUUAUGAUGCAUUUACUGUUAAAGGAUUUGACAAUUGGAAAAAAGUUAAUGAUGGGAAAAAUUGUGCAUUCUUGAAGCACAUUGGUUGUUCACAACAUAGAAAUGCUGUUACAUUUGCUGAAAACUUGAUGAACCAAGCAACACACAUUGAAAAUAUUAUAGUGAAGCAAAAUGAAGCACAAAUAUUGAAGAACCGGUUACGAUUAAAAGCUUCAAUUGACACAGUUCGUUGGUUGACAUUCCAAGCUUGUGCAUUACGAGGACAUGAUGAAUCGCCUAAUUCCAAAAAUCGAGGUAAUUUUCUUCAACUAAUAAACCUUCUAGCGUCUUAUAAUGAUGAAGUUGCAAAUGUUAUAUUAGAGAAUGCUCCUUAUAAUUCAAAGUAUACUUCUGGAGAUAUUCAAAAAGAAAUUCUUAGUAUUAUUGCAAAUAAAGUUCGAAAGCAUAUUCGUAGUGAAGUCGGGGAUUCGUACUUUUGUGUCAUGGUUGAUGAGUCACGAGAUGAGUCUAAAAAAGAGCAAAUGGCCAUAGUUUUGAGAUUUUUUGAUGCAGAAGGGAUCAUACGGGAAAGGUUCUUAGAUUUGGUUCAUGUUAGGGAUACCUUAUCAUUAACCUUGAAAACAAAUAUGUGGAGGCAACUUUUGCACUAUCAGUUUGAUGUUAGCAAAAUCCGUGGCCAAGGUUAUGAUGGUGCUAGUAAUAUGAGAGGGGAAUGGAAUGGAUUACAAGCACUUGUUCUUAAGGAUUUUUGUGCUUCCAGUAAGCGUCAUGAUGAGUUACAAAAGGCAAAGGCAACUGAGAUUGAACAUUUAUUAGAACUUGGUGAAAUUGAAUCAGGUAAAGGAUUGAAUCAAAUUGGGACAUUAAGAAGAGCUGGUGAUACACGUUGGGGUUCUCAUUUUCGUUCUGUUUGCAGUUUGCUUAACAUGUUUGAUUGUACACGUGUUGUUCUCCAGGGAAUAAUUGAUGAUGUAUCUGCUACUUAUUCUCAACGCGGAGAUGCUGAUGCAGCUUACUGUUACCUGAAAUCAUUUGAGUUUGUGUUUAUUCUUCACUUGAUGAAAGAACUAAUGGGAAAAACUGAUAUACUUUCUCAAGCUCUACAAAAGAAAUCCCAAGAUAUUCUUAAUGCCAUGGAGUUAGUUUCAGCAACAAAGGAGAGUCUAAAUGAUUUCAGGAACAACGGAUGGGAUUCUUUACUUGAACAGGUAAAGAUUUUUUGUGAGAAACAUCAAGUAGAUGUGCCGGAUAUGCAAGCUCCAUAUACUUGUACUAGAUAUCGGCCUCGAAAAAACGAUAAUCAGUUUACUUUUGCACAUUUUUAUCGAGUAUAUUUGUUUACAUCCACAUUGGACAAACAGUUACAUGAGUUGAAUAGUAGAUUCAAUGAUCAGGCGAUGGAGUUGUUAAGUCUUAGUUCUACUUUAGUUUCAAAAGAACACCCUAAAGUGAUUAACAUUGAUCAGAUUUGUCUUCUUGUUGAGAAGUAUUAUCCUGAAGAUUUUACAGAGCAAGAGAGAAUUCAAUUACGAUAUCAGUUGGAUAUUUUUAAUAUCGAUAUGACAAAGAAUCCCAGGCUAAGUCGUGUAUCAACUAUUGUUGACCUAUGCAAGGGUCUUGUGGAAACUCAGAAACGUGAGACGUAUUAUUUGCUUGAUAGAGUGGUCCAGUUAAUCUUGACACUUCCAGUUUCUACCGCAACAACAGAGAGGGGAUUUUCAGCAAUGAAAAUAUUCAAGAACCGCAUUCGCAAUAAGAUGUCAGAUGACUUUCUCGCAAACAACUUGGUGGUUUAUAUAGAAAGAGAAAUUGCUGAAAACAUUGAUACGAAGUCAGUAAUUGAUGAAUUUAAAGACCUUAAAGGUCGUCGGGCUGAGUUGUAA